Ooceraea biroi (clonal raider ant) is the source of this 1901-nucleotide messenger RNA. Its product is annotated as 27 kDa hemolymph glycoprotein. The record is from RefSeq and is a predicted model, not a curated record. NCBI's taxonomy places the organism in Eukaryota, Metazoa, Arthropoda, Insecta, Hymenoptera, Formicidae.
UUGUUGCUGUGUAGUGUUGUUCAUUGUGGUGCGUGACGUGCACGCGUUCGGUGCGUUCGGUUUGUAUUGUUCACGGUUUAUGUACAUACGUGUCUGUCGUACGCGAACACGCUGUGUAGUCAUCGCGAUACCUUCUUCGAUUUGCCAUCCUGCCCCGUGAAGUCAACAUGAAGUGCAUCACGUUCACUGCCGUAGCGUUUGCCGUACUUCUUGGCCUCUUUAGAUGUACGCAUUCACAAGAAAAUCUACCGUCCGCCGACGACGUUCUCCAACAGGUUAGCGGUAUAGUGGGUGACAUACCGGAAUUGAAGAACUUAAAUACAUCUGCAAUACCCAGCGUCGAACAGGCGAGAAAUCUCUUUAAGGAGAAGUGCACUAAGAACGGUGGACCAGACGCGUUUGAGAAUGCCCAAAGGGCCCAGGUGGAAAUGACAGAUUGUAUUCGUACACUCAUUAAUAUCACGGAGCUCGAGGCGGAGAUGGAGAAGUACAAACCGACCGGCGAUCUCGAUAUCGUUUUUAAGAAUUACUGCGACAAGCGCACUACUUUGCGAGCCUGCGUGUACAACUUUACGAACACGAUGGAGCACUGUCUGGAUGAGAGAGAGAAAGAGAACAAGAAGAUCGUGAUGAACAUCACCGACUCACUAUUGGAAUUCGCUUGCUUCAAGCAGGGAGAUCGCAUUGCUCUUUUUAUAUCAACCGGAGGACCCGAAUGCUUCCAAGAGAAGCAGCAAGAGCUUCAAGACUGUGCCAAUAAAACGUUCAGUAGCUACCUACCGAAAAGUGAUGCCUCUGGUUUCAUAGGCUUGGAGAGUCUACCGACGCUGAAUUUUGAGACCAAGGAAUGCAUGGACAUAACCAAUCUCCAAAAUUGCAUGGUGACAGAAUUGGAGAAAUGCAAGGACUCAACGCCCGCGAAUAUAAUGGACUCUAUACUUAAUUAUAUAAAGAAAGUAACGCCGUGUGAGAAAUUACUGAAAGCGCAGUCUGCUGCUGCUACAGGUACAUCAGUCAGUUUCCACGUAUCGAACGCUUUUUCCACUGUAGCAGUAUUGUCCAUUAUAGCCAUCUGUAAAAGCUUUUUCAUCCUACAGUAAUGUAGUCACCGUUAAAUACAUUAUAAAGCUUUAAAGAACCAUCUUAAAUACACGACGAACACAGAUAGUCAACGAUAUAUUACAGUGGAACAAAAGUUUGUAUAACGAGAACUUCUCGAUAACGGAGAAUGCUUUAAUUCUGACUUUUGAAGUUUUCUAUUAUAAUAUGGUUUUUUGUUAUAAAUUUUAAUUUUUUUUUCUCAUCCAACUGCUUUAUUUUAAAAAUAAAUGUGAGAAUUAUUUAAGGUUAUUAAUUUAAAAUAUAUAUAUUGAUCUUUUACUUUAUGUUUAGUUUAUGUGUGAGUGUAUAUAUAUACAAACACAUAUGUAUAGGAUGUUCCUGGAAGAGAUGGCUUCUUAAAAUAAAUAAUAAAAAAAUAAAAAAUAAACAUUAUAUUAUGUGUGGGAUAAUAUAAUAUUUUCUAGGUACAUCCUAUAAAUAUGUAAAGAAUAAAUAUUUAAGUAUUUCAGGUACAUUAAUUUCAUUUUUUAUUGUUAAUGUGACAAAUGUAUAUAUAUACAUCGUUCAGACAUGUUAUUAUUCGUUACAUAAGGAUACUUAAUUUUAUUUAUAUGAUUUAUUGUAUUUAUGCGUCCCUGUAAUUCUCUUGUUACUUAUUUUAUUAGAUAUAAGUAAAAUAAGUGAGGUAAUAAUUCUAAAUACAAUUAAUUUUUCGAUUCAUGUGUGAUAUAUAUUAGGGAUGCUAUAUAUUUAAUAUAUAUGAAGCGAAUAUACAUUAAUAAUGCGUUAUUUGUAUACUUUGUACAUGUUUCGCAAAUAAAUCGGGCUACGUAAGGCAA